GUAACGGCUGCUAACGGCUCCCCCCGGUUGGUUCCGUGAGGAGGAGCUGUUUCUCAACCACCACGGGAAGUAAAGGAGGCGUUCAGUGUUAAUGAAGCUGGUCUCGUGUCAACUAAUGGCCCAGAAGCGACGGACAAAGUAAAGUCAUCACUUCUUCACCUCUAAAGUCUUAAACGGUCACUUUUAAACUACUUAUUUUUUAGUUUCAACAGCGGGACACAGUGCGUAGCAGCAACGCCCCGGGGCUGAAAUUAAGCUCUCACUAUGUCUGAUGGGGAGUAUGAUUACCUCAUAAAGUUCCUAGCCCUCGGUGACUCUGGCGUGGGAAAAACGAGCUUCCUCUACCAAUACACAGACUGCAAGUUCAACUCGAAGUUCAUCACCACAGUUGGAAUAGACUUCAGAGAAAAAAGAUUGGUAUACAAAUCAACAAAUCCAGAUGGAUCUUCAGGUCGAGGACAGAAGAUCCACAUGCAGCUGUGGGACACUGCAGGACAGGAGAGGUUUCGGAGUUUGACGACCGCGUUCUUCAGAGAUGCAAUGGGUUUCCUCCUCCUGUUUGACCUCAGUAAUGAACAAAGUUUCCUCAACGUCAGAAACUGGAUGAGUCAGUUACAGAUUCACGCAUACUGCGAAAGUCCAGACAUCGUUUUAUGUGGCAACAAAUGUGACCUGUCAGAUCAGAGAGCCGUCCGUGAAGAAGAGGCCCGUGAGUUGGCAGAGAAGUACGGAAUCCCAUACUUUGAGACAAGUGCUUCAAACGGGCAGAACGUCAACCAGGCCGUGGACGUCCUGCUGGAUCUUAUCAUGAAGAGGAUGGAACGGUGUGUCGACAAGUCCUGGAUCCCUGAUGGGACCGUGAGAGCUAAUGGAGCCACCAACCCAGACCUCUCAGAGGCCUCCGAUAAGAGCAAAUGUGCAUGUUAGAGUUAAUGAUGAACGUUUCGUUGUCUGUGUCCGCAAUACUGGAGAAAAAAUAGGAAGACAUCCAAGUUUAACAUUUAAAGUGUGCAAGUAUAUAUAUAUUGUAUUCUAUGUCAGGUGAAACUUGACAUUAUUUGUUUCCAUUGCUCCACAAAGCAGUGCAUUAUUAUAUAUAUAUGUAUUUGUCAGUACAGAGAUAAGUACGGAAGAGUGUUAGGGGCCAGGCAUUAGAGGAAGACUUUAAAAUAAAUAUUAAGAGAAAAAUGUGGAGAAUGUGGAGAAUAAACUUGACAUUUCAAGUCAAACUUUUGAGAAUAAAUCAAUGUUGUGAAUAAAUGUAUCUUUAAUCCUGACAUUUUAAAUUUAUUUUCAACAUUUUGACCUAAUUUUCUUUCUUAUGCCUGGCCCUAAUACUCUUCUGUAGAUAAGUGCCUUUUGAAUGUGGGCAUUUCAUUUGAAUUCACAUAAUGGGUCUUUUGAAAUAUUAAUUAAUAUUGGACUGUGGGAUAUUUAUUUCUAAUGAUGAAAUGUUCAACUCAAGUCAUCAGUUGGAUAUGCUGAUCAUAUUUUCAGGUAUAAACUUUGUGCUCCAAGUUGCAGCAAAGUCAGCUGCCCUGCCAGAUGUGCCAUAAAUAUACUUUUAAUACUCUUAACUUGCUGUAAGAUUAGCGUAGAUUCACACUGUUUCCCUUUCACUUCAUACAUAAAUAUUGACUGAUAUUUGCAGUCACGGUUUACUGAGAUUUUCUAUUAGGAAACUUACUGAUGCCGCGCUUAAUGUCCAGCUGAAUACUGGAAUCUCUCCGGUGCCACAGCCAGUAAACAUGUUGCUCACAUUAAUCAUCUAAUGUUCGCUAGAUGGGAAUUUAACACUCAUGUAUUUUCUUUUCUAAAUCAAUGUUUGUGCUUGUUUUUCUCCAAAACUGGAAUUAUAGAAUACAAUUUGACUAAGUGAUCGAAACUUCUUUAUGUACGACAUAAUUACAAAAAUUGAUGCUGAGAUCUUAGAUACUCAUUUGCCCAGGCCCCAGGAUGAUCAAAAUAUAAAGAAUUUAUAUAUUUCAUCUGAAACAAUGACCAUCUUACAUGGACAUUUCACACAGCAUAAGCUUAACUAUAAGUGUGUGACUAUUGUUUAGACUGCCAUCUACUAAAUAAAUGUAUUAUAAUGUAUUCAAGGGCUAGUGAAAAGAGCCGUUAGGUGCUAGAGGAUGAAUUUUCUAACCCUCAGUACAUUAUUGGAUGGAGAGUGUUUUAUUUCAGGAUUCAGUGUGACCAUGUUAGCGAGUAGGCUGUUGAAUUUGUUCAUUUUUUUUAAACUACUAAGCCCAGGUUUUAUAUUGGCAAGUUUUAUAAGUAAGGCAAUAAGAUGGGUUCUGCAUUUCAAUUUACUUUUGUAGUGUGCAUUUCAAAUCCUAAUGCUCACCCUUUCAGAUCAUUUAUAGUUCUAUAGAUUUAGAAUACCACUAAUAUUUAAUAAAAUUAAGAGUAUUUACACUUAGUUAAACACUGGAAUGGUAUUGUGAGAUCUUUUGUCCCAACUGUAUUAGUUUCACACACAAAUCCAAGUUUUUUGUAUUAUUUGUAAAGGGUGAAAGUGAUGUUUUAAUUAAGACACACAAGUAUAUUUUUCCACUCACUUAUAAUCAACAGAUUUGAAAAAUUACAACUAAAGUUUAAUUUGAUUAUAUUAGUAGGACUACGUUGACAUAUUUUAAAGUGUGCCUUACAGUUUCUUAUGCAAAAUAUAUAAAUCAUGUCCAAAAAUAAACCGUUUUAUUUAUGUA
This is a messenger RNA of Cottoperca gobio, 2711 nucleotides long. It is a transcript of the gene rab27a, whose product is annotated as RAB27A, member RAS oncogene family. The record is from RefSeq and is a predicted model, not a curated record. The coding region runs from base 265 to 927 and encodes 220 amino acids. The transcript has 6 exons. Gene Ontology annotation, molecular function: GTPase activity; GTP binding. NCBI's taxonomy places the organism in Eukaryota, Metazoa, Chordata, Actinopteri, Perciformes, Bovichtidae.